Molecule: messenger RNA, 10806 nt
Organism: Alligator mississippiensis (American alligator)
Lineage: Eukaryota; Metazoa; Chordata; Crocodylia; Alligatoridae
Gene: EPHB2
Product: EPH receptor B2
Exons: 16
Coding region: 60-3071 (1003 amino acids)
Biological process (GO): cell surface receptor protein tyrosine kinase signaling pathway; angiogenesis; protein phosphorylation
Cellular component (GO): plasma membrane; neuron projection
Molecular function (GO): ATP binding; protein binding; transmembrane-ephrin receptor activity
Source: RefSeq, a predicted model, not a curated record
UCCCGCCCCGCCGCUGCGGGCUCGCUGCGUGCCCGCCCGGCCCGGCCGGCUCGCGCACAAUGGAGCUGCGCUGGCUGUGCUGCCUGCCGCUGCUGCUGCCGCUGCUGGCCGGCCUCGAGGAAACACUGAUGGAUUCCACCACUGCAACAGCAGAACUGGGCUGGAUGGUGCAUCCUCCUUCAGGGUGGGAAGAGGUGAGCGGAUACGACGAGAACAUGAACACGAUCCGUACGUACCAGGUGUGCAAUGUCUUUGAGUCCAGUCAGAACAACUGGCUCCGGACCAAGUACAUCCGGAGGAGAGGGGGGCAUCGCAUCCAUGUGGAAAUGAAGUUUUCUGUCCGGGACUGUAGCAGUAUUCCCAACGUUCCCGGAUCUUGCAAGGAGACCUUUAAUCUCUACUACUAUGAGUCAGACUUUGACUCGGCCACCAAGACUUUUCCCAAGUGGAUGGAGAAUCCCUGGAUGAAGGUGGACACCAUUGCAGCCGACGAGAGCUUCUCCCAGGUGGACCUAGGUGGCCGGGUGAUGAAGAUCAACACGGAGGUGCGGAGCUUUGGGCCCGUCUCCAAGAACGGAUUCUAUCUCGCCUUCCAGGACUACGGGGGCUGCAUGUCUCUGAUUGCCGUCAGGGUCUUCUACCGCAAGUGUCCCCGCGUGGUGCAGAACGGGGCAGUGUUUCAGGAGACCCUCUCGGGAGCAGAGAGUACUUCGCUGGUGGCAGCCAGGGGGACGUGCAUCAACAACGCGGAGGAGGUGGACGUCCCCAUUAAGCUGUACUGUAAUGGGGACGGGGAGUGGCUGGUGCCCAUUGGGCGAUGCAUGUGCAAGGCUGGCUACGAGUCGGUGGAGAACGGGACCGUCUGCAGAGGCUGCCCAUCAGGGACGUUCAAGGCAAGCCAAGGGGAUGAAGGAUGUGUCCACUGCCCAAUUAACAGCCGGACGACUUCAGAAGGGGCCACUAAUUGUGUGUGCCGAAACGGCUAUUACCGUGCAGACUCCGACCCUCUCGACAUGCCUUGCACCACCAUCCCGUCUGCCCCCCAGGCUGUGAUCUCCAGCGUAAAUGAGACAUCGCUGAUGCUGGAAUGGACUCCGCCUCGGGACUCGGGGGGCCGCGAGGACCUGGUCUACAACAUCAUCUGCAAGAGCUGUGGCUCGGGGCGUGGAGCCUGCACCCGCUGUGGAGACAACGUCCAGUUCACCCCGCGCCAGCUGGGCCUCACGGAGCCCCGCAUUUACAUCAGUGACCUUCUGGCCCACACCCAGUACACCUUUGAGAUCCAAGCGGUGAAUGGGGUCACCGACCAGAGCCCCUUCUCCCCACAGUUUGCCUCGGUGAACAUCACCACCAACCAAGCUGCUCCUUCUGCUGUGUCCAUCAUGCAUCAGGUUAGCCGCACCGUGGACAGUAUUACCCUCUCAUGGUCUCAACCUGACCAACCCAAUGGAGUCAUCCUAGACUAUGAGCUGCAAUACUAUGAGAAGGACCUGAGUGAAUUAAACGCGACGGCAGUGAAGAGCCUCACCAACACGGUGACCGUGCAGACCCUCAAAGCUGGCACCAUCUACGUUUUCCAGGUGCGGGCACGUACCGUGGCAGGGUACGGUCGCUAUAGCGGGAAGAUGUACUUCCAAACCAUGACUGAAGCUGAGUAUCAGACCAGCAUCCAGGAGAAGCUUCCGCUCAUCAUCGGCUCCUCCGCGGCUGGGCUGGUCUUCCUCAUUGCAGUGGUGGUCAUCAUUAUAGUGUGCAACAGAAGACGGGGUUUCGAGCGGGCCGACUCCGAGUACACCGACAAGCUGCAGCACUAUACCAGUGGCCACAGUACGUACCGCGCACCCGCGCCUGGCCCGGGGGUCCGCUCGCUCUUCGUGACUCCCGGGAUGAAGAUUUAUAUUGACCCCUUCACCUACGAGGAUCCCAAUGAGGCCGUCAGGGAAUUUGCAAAGGAGAUUGACAUCUCUUGUGUCAAAAUUGAGCAAGUGAUCGGAGCAGGGGAGUUCGGGGAGGUGUGCAGUGGGCACCUCAAGCUGCCUGGCAAGAGAGAGAUCUUCGUGGCCAUCAAGACGCUGAAAUCAGGGUACACAGAGAAGCAGAGACGGGACUUCCUGAGUGAAGCCAGCAUCAUGGGGCAGUUCGACCACCCCAACGUCAUCCACCUGGAAGGGGUGGUUACCAAGAGCGCCCCUGUCAUGAUCAUCACCGAGUUCAUGGAGAAUGGCUCGCUGGACUCCUUCCUGCGGCAAAAUGACGGGCAGUUCACGGUGAUCCAGCUGGUGGGUAUGCUGCGAGGCAUUGCCGCGGGCAUGAAGUACCUGGCGGACAUGAACUACGUGCACCGGGACCUGGCGGCACGCAACAUCCUCGUCAACAGCAACCUGGUCUGCAAAGUGUCUGACUUCGGCCUGUCGCGCUUCCUGGAGGACGACACCUCGGACCCCACCUACACCAGUGCCCUGGGUGGGAAGAUCCCAAUACGGUGGACGGCACCUGAAGCCAUUCAGUACAGGAAAUUCACAUCAGCCAGCGACGUGUGGAGCUACGGCAUAGUCAUGUGGGAGGUGAUGUCGUACGGCGAGCGGCCCUACUGGGAUAUGACCAAUCAGGACGUGAUAAAUGCUAUAGAGCAGGAUUACCGGCUCCCCCCUCCCAUGGACUGCCCCAAUGCCUUGCACCAGCUAAUGCUCGACUGCUGGCAGAAGGACCGGAACCAUAGGCCGAAAUUCGGGCAGAUUGUCAACACGUUAGACAAGAUGAUCCGAAACCCCAACAGCCUGAAAGCCAUAGCCCCCGUCUCCUCCGGGAUUAACCUCCCUUUACUUGACCGCACAAUCCCAGAUUACACCAGUUUUAACACGGUGGAUGAAUGGCUGGAUGCCAUCAAGAUGGGCCAGUACAAGGAGAGCUUCGCCAACGCCGGCUUCACCACCUUCGAUGUGGUGUCACAGAUGACCAUGGAGGACAUUCUGCGAGUUGGGGUCACUUUAGCAGGACAUCAGAAGAAAAUCCUGAACAGUAUCCAGGUGAUGCGAGCACAGAUGAACCAGAUCCAGUCUGUGGAGGUUUGACAUUCAUGUCCUCACACUCCUCGUCCUCAAGGCCCCGCUCCCCGUUGCCCCUGUAUGUCCAGGCUCCAGUUCUUGAGUGUUUUGCAUUCACCAGAGACAGGCAGCUGCUCUGAGGAUCACGGCAACAGGAAGAAACGCCCUAAAUAACAAGGAGUCACCAAGAACUACGAAAAUGCAAGCGAUGGAAAAAGGGAACAAAAAAAGACAAAUAUUUUGAAAAAGAAAACUGGAAUAUUUUUAAAUAAUAAUAAAAGCAAUGGCAUUCUUGACAAGGGCUCCAAGAUCCACAAGAGUCUCCAAAGGGAGACCAAAGAGCAGCUUCUUUCAGUUUCUUCUUGCACAAGGCUGCUCCAGCCAGCCCCAGACACCUCUGGAGUAAAGGGACUUUUUCAAGAAGAUGGGGAAAAAAAACCCAGUAAAAGAUGUGGGAAGCACUCUUCCUUUCCCGACGUGGGAGGGUGACUUUGGGGAUGUCCUGAAGCCAGCAAUCCUCCCUGAAAGCCCCCGCGCUGCCCGAGCGACGGGGGAAGGAGAGCUGAGGAGCUCUCUCCAUGCAAUGGACCGACAGCGUCUCAAAAGCGAUGAACUUCAGAGCCGAAUUUUUUUUUUAAGCAGAUAAAGAGAGCUUAGAGGUCUCUUCCCAGCAGCUGAGGAACCUGGGGCCAUCGGGGCUGGGGGCUGGGGAAACCAAUCCUUUUUAUAGCUGUUUCUUUCUCUCGACACAGAACAGUUUGGCGAGGGACACUUUUUCCGAGUGUCUGCCCGUCCAUCCCUCCAACGGCAUCAUUUUCUCAUACAUAUCAUAUGCACAAGACUUUUAGUGAUGUCCUCACUAGUUGCCAAUGACCUUUUCUCAGAAGACUUCCCAAGUACAGUAUGUAGUAGUUUUUGAUUACAAAUGCUGAUGUGUACAGUUAUUUUUUUUUGGUUGUUGUUGUUUGAAGACUUGUCCUUUUACCUUGUUUGUUAACACCAGUCUGUGGGUUUGGGGUCGGAAUAUUUUGGUCGGUCGGUCGGUCGGUCGGUUGGGUUUUUUAUGAAAAGGAAAUGACACUUCCGAGUCUCAUCUCUCUCAAGAACUUGAACCUUCUCCCGGUGGAAGGAGAAGUCCAGCUUCCUGACUCGACACUAUGCCAGGGGAACAAUUUUAUAUGCAUAUUUCCUCCUGUUUGCCUGUUAUUUUGUAAUUUUUCAUUGCCUGACAGAUGUUCCUAAGUGUUGGGCUUCCAGCUAUCCUGCCAAGGGGGAAGAGCAGCCUGGCCUGCUGGGAUCUGCUGCUUUAGGGACCUGUGGAAGGGGAGAAGCCGAGAGCCACGCUGACCUACCAGCUGGGACAGACGAGGGGCCGAUGCAUGGGGCAGUAGUUGCACGCUAGGGACAGCAGCUGGUAGCCAGAGGUGUCCUUGAAAUGAGGUUCCUCAACGCUUGGACUCAAGUAAAGGGCCGGUUGUGAAAUACCCAUUGCGGUAGCUUUGUGGCUGUUCUCUGCGCCCCUCAGACACGUUCUCCCUUCCACGGGGGGGCAUAGGUUCGGGGGGCCAGGCUUCAUUUUUAUCCAGCCACCUUUAGGAGAGUCUUGAAUGGUGAAUGUGAGCAUGCGUCAUACCUGCCGGGCCUGCCCGGGACCAACCACAGCAACUGAAGGGUCAGUCAGCGGAUCGAGAAGCAACUGCAAUAACUGCUUUAGUUACAGGACAAAUGACUAGAUACCACCGGCCAAGUUGUAGGGGAAAGUAUGAGAGAAAAAUCUUGGAUUUGCUCUUCCAGCUCAUCCUCACCCGAAUCCUACUGACUAGGCCUGGCCUGCUCCUUGUGGGCAUGUUGAGUGUCCUCCUGCGUCUCUAGAGCCUCACUUAGCAUUGCCAUGUCAUGUUUAUGGGUACACCUUUUUCAGUGGCACGGGGGCCUUGAAGAUAUGUUCCCAGGGAACUUAAAUUGCUUUAUUUCCCCAUGGCCAACGCCAAGAGGGAAAAGAAUUGGCUGUGGGUAGAAUCCUAAGGCUGAUUUUUUUAGCCCUUUUUGUAGUGACUGCCUGUAAAACAUGGAAAGCCCGGCACAAAAUACGUAAUAUUUUCCUCCUCAGAUUAGACCUGGAGACAAAGCACAGUUGAGAGGUUGAGAGACAACGGGCAGUUUCUUCUGACCUCUUUUCUUAGCACUUGUGCUCUCGAACGUGUUUGCUGCACAGCUACGGCAACAGGUGCCUGAAUUGCAAAGUCUGCCUGUCCAGGGUCCGCUUGCCCAAAAUCCGCAGAGAUGCUGGGUGGGUUUUCUUUUAUGCAAGGUGUUUCCCUGUUAGGACGCGAGCUAACUUCCAAACAUCCACCUGGAAUCAAUGGGAACCUCUGAUUAAUCUGACCGUAGACAGUGGGCUAAAUUCUGCUCUCAGUGACCUCCGUGUAAAUACUGAGCAUCUUCCCUGAACUCAGUAGCCUUUCCACAGUGGCACGGACAGCAGAAUUUGAUCCAGUGUCUGAUGACGAAGGGUGAGAAAUGAGCAAUGGGAGAAGAUCGUAGGCUGUGUCAGCUGGAAGCGGGCCGGGAAGUGUCAGCCUGGUUAGCAUUUUUCCAAAAUACAAUCAGCUGAAGCAUGCUUUAACUUGCCCAGUGUUUAACCAGCCCAGUUCUUGAUUAUGGUCUAGGCUUGAUUUACAGCAAUGGCAUACAAGCGACAGUGAUGCUGACCUUGUCGGCAUCAUAGGCAUGCUGGGAAACUGGGGGCUGCCAUAUGUGCUCUAUACCCAAUAGAAACACAGAGCAACAGAGAGAUUGCAUCUACAGUGCCUCUCUCUCCCAGUUCAGGUGCCAUAUUUUAACAUGGGCUUGUUUUCAGGGGGCAUGUCUACACGUGCAUUUACUGCGCAGUAAAUAACUGUGCAGUAAGCAGUGUUUACACCGGUGUCUACACAUGUGGUCGUUACAGUGCAGUAACGCUAUGUGUGGACUGACUUGGGAUUAAAGUUAGUCCCAAGUCAGUCCACAUAAACAGGGUUACUGCAGCAGUAAGGCAUCUACACGUGCCUUACUGCACAGUCACUACUCAGGUGUACAUUUGCUACCUGCAUCAUGCAGGUAGCAAAUUUACGCCCAAGAUGGCACAAGUCACCAUAGUUACUGCACGGUGUGGACGCACAUGUGUAGGUGCACACCGGUACUGUGCAGUCAUUUUUGGUUAGUGCACAGUAGCCUAAAUUACUACACAGUAACGGUGCACGUGUAGAUGCGCCCCGUGUCACCCAGAGGUACCAUAUGAGGCUGCUUGGUGGCAGACCUAGGGGAAGGAGGUCCAGGUCUAGCCUAAGUUUUAUCACCACAGGCCACUAGUUAUGUAUGCAGAUGGGAAACGUGUGAACGCAGAGCUGCCUCGGUAGAAAACCAACCAGCAAAUUCCUGAGGGGCACCGGGCUGGAAGGGCUUCACACUGCUCUUGUGUUGUCUUUCACAAACAGUCCUGGACUGUCCUCCGCGACCAUGCUUCCAGGAACCCAGCAGAAGUGUCCAUGCUGCAGGCUUCAGAGCCCGUCCUCUUCAGGCAGGGCCCUGAGGGGAACUUGUGGUCAAUUUAAUUUGGAGACCCUUUGUCUUAAUGCACUCAAUCUCCGCACCGGCAGGCUGGCAGGAUCCACCUCCACCUACCUGAGCCAACCCACUGUGAAAGGCUUGUUCAGAGCUGGGGUGGCUGGCAUCGGGUAGGCCUGUGGCAGCCACCCGCAAGGCAGAGAGAAAGGCAUAUCCUCAUUUCUUCCACUGACCAAAAAUCACUUGGUAUCAAUACAAUAAGUGCAUGUUUUCGUGUCUGUUAAUACCUGGCAUCACUGUGACAUCUUACUCGGGACUAAUGGAGAAUUUGACAUACGCCAGAAAACAAACCCGUAUGUUGUGUGUCUCUCCGGUUCUUCUGGAGAACAGGAGACGCCGCUGUCUGAAGUUCCUUGCCUACCUUUGGCCUGUAAAUGCUUCUGGAGCAAGCAUCUGUACCUCAGAGAACAGAGUCGCUGCAAAGACUUUAAGAUGCUCUAUUUCAUGGGUGUAAAACUUCACUUGCAAUGAAAUAUUCUUCUUGUGGCAACAUUCAGCUUCAUACAGAGGGUGGAUCGCAAGAGUCACUUUGUAAUGCUGACACUGUGACCUAACGUUUUGUGUGCGUGUGUGCGUGCGUGUGUGUGUGUGUGCGCGUGCGUGCAUGUGUGCAUGCGUGCACACACUUUUAUGAUUUCACCGUGCUGAUUUUAUUCAGGUCACUUGGUCCUGGUUUUGCUGCUUUGCCCAGCAAAUGAAGCCUAGCUUCCAGACCUGCUGCUCUCCUCCCCUUGUUUCUCACUGUCCAUAGUCCGGCUGCCAUAACACGUCCCAUCAGUAGUGAUGUUGUCUGGCAAGAGAACUGAACUGGAUUCCCAAAGUGAUGUUGAAAAUAGCAAUAAGUCAGGCGAUGCCCAACCCUGAGUGUAAAUACUGCAGUUAGGCAGUCAGGAUGGGAGACAGCAGCGUGGGAGGUCCUGGGGUAAGGGUAGGAGCAUCUCCACUGUUAAUAAGUGUGGCCAGCUGUCCCCUCCAGCCCUGUGCAAAUGUUAGCAGCCAAGAGCUACUCUGGAAUAACAGAAAAAUAAACUCAAGAAGCACAUGCAAGUACAGCGUGGCCUUGAGAAAUAGCUGACCUUCAGCAACAGUGGGGGACACAGAUAGGACCUAGUGCUGGGUUCACCCUGCAGAGGUUCUUCUUUAUGCCUGCUGUCCCAAAGGUAAGAAACCGGGGCAGAUCCUUAGCCUCUUGCAAAUGGACAUAAUCCAUCGAAGUCAGAGAGGUUGUGGGAGCAGUGCUACCUUAUAGCAGCCAAGGAUUUGCUCUGUAGGGCCUGAUUCCUGCAUAGGCUCGAUAUCUAUAUCGUCUCUCGGUCCUGAGCUCUCCCCCAACAACUAGCAACCAGUGACUUGCAGAACUGGUGGACCUCAUACAAGGCUUUCCAGGAGCUAUGUACAUGUUGCCCACAAGGCCAUUGAUUUUUUAAACAGUGGUGUUAGUUAAUUGCUGUGAUGUGAAUGUCAAGGAGAUCAUUCCUCUUCUUCCUUGUACUUACUUGAUAUCAGGCAACCCUGACGUCAUUGGACUGGCUUUGAAUCGGAGCAGCUGUAAGCAAGAGGAUAACUCAUAGUCACCAGCCCAAGCAAAGAAGCAGUGAUCCCUUUGUCACACACAGUGACGCUCCGUGGAAAAGCCACCAGACAAGGUCACACCAGAGCUGUCAUGUCAAGCAUGUGCCAUUCUAGUCACAACUCUGGUUUGACCUCUCUAGACUGAAUAGAGGCAAGGGUUUUUUUGUUCGGCUCUUCUGGGAUCUCUUUUAUUGGACCAACCAUAUAGUUGGGAGACGCGUUUCGAGACGUUUGACGAACUUCCGGGCACAAAGGACCCUUCUGCAGGUCUGAGGAAGAAGCAAGGACAGGUCAAGCUAAAUAAAAAGAACCAUCCUGGGUUACGACGACACUCAACCCCUACUAGCCCGUGAAUGCGGAGUAUGGCAACAGGAAGGAAAUAUCAGUCGGGGGCAUCCCGGACGUUUGGCACUGACACAGCUGAAGGAUGGGAGACGUUUCAUCCAUGCAAGGUGCCCAUCACGAAAAGAAGUGAGCGGGCACUUCACUCCCCACCAACUCCAAUGGAAACCCUGUGUGCCUCUGGAUCUCCCCCCAAGCGACUUGCCCACAGGAUGUCUGUAACAGCCAGAAAUGAAUCUCCUAACCACUGACCAUCCUUCCUCCGGUCUCGGGCUGUCUGGGGCCCGUUCAUGAGGUUCUGCUCAGACGCAGGAUGUGCCCUUCCUCCCCAAACCAAGCAGGCAGGGAUGGGGCACCCGUGGCCUGCCUUGGAAAGAGCGUGUCUUUAUGGAAAGAAGAGGUAUAGGGAGAUCACGGAGAGGGAGAGGGCACUCCUGAGGACAGGGGAGAGUGGGAAUUGCUGGUGCUGUCCUGUACAUCACCUGGAGCCCUAAAGUAGAUCCUGGCGUCCGUGGGGCAGUUCCCUUGUCCUCCGUUACUUAUGCUGCAGUCUCUGAAUGAGCUUCCGCCUUGAUCAGCUGGGAAGGAAGGGGAAGACUGAAGGCAAAGCUGCUGGCAACCAGAACAGCUGCUGGUCCCUGGUGACCAUAAACAAGUGACUUCGGGCUCUAAGCUCCCGCGCUGCCUCCAACUUCUGCCAGUGUCCUGGGGCGUCCGUUGCCUCGCUGUCCUGGGUGCCACCGGAGAGGUGAGCAGGUUUUGUGAGGCCCUGAGCGGGAGUCCAGAGCGGAUAGAGCUUGUUGUGAUCCCAAACACAAAGCAAACAGCCUGGCACAACCACGUCCCCACAGAGAAAUGCGCCGUUUGUCCCAGCCUGCGCACCAGAUGUUUGUGCCUGUCUUGCAAGCGGCACAAGGAAUUGCCCGUGUUUGUGCAGCGGGAAGAGGUUGAUCUCGCCCUGGUCCUACAUGAGCUGAUGCUGCUGCUGUUUCUCCCUACCACCCCUUUUCUUCUGCUCAGCCGCAGCGUGGCCUGGGCAAAGGGCCUAGCUGCGGUGUGGUGCAGCACAGAGCAGGAGAAUCCCCCUAUGGCUGCCGACGACCCCACUCUGCAGGCCAGAUCCAAUGGCUCUGUGGACUGGAUCUGGCCCACUGACCGGAGGUUGCCAGCCCUUGCCCAAGACCUCAGUUGAAUGUCGAGUGAGUUGGCUUGUGUGAUACAGACUCCUUUUCAGUCACACCAGAAGUUGUCUCAUAUUUUUAGUGGGCUUCUGAAAAAUGGGAGAGAGUCAAGUUUAUUUCCGUGUUUCCAGAAAGGCAGCAUUUUGCCCAGAACCCAUAAAGGAGAAGCUGUCCUGGCUAAUGGCACUUUGUACCCAGAGCCGGUCAGCAAAGCCAAGGGAAAUACCUGCUCUUUCCCAGAGACACCCGUUAGUGCAGCAAGACAGCGAGGAAGGGGGAUACGGAUAAGUAUAAGUCUAGCCAGCACAGAAAAGGGUGGUUGAGAGCGCUUCUCUUGCCUGUUAGCAUCGUUCCAUAGGGGACACAGUAAUGCCACCUAUAGCACGCGGGGAAUUUCCCGUGUCCAGAUGGUACCUACCCGUGGUACCUUAACAGAAGAGCUGGUGCUGUUAUUUAGGAACGAGGUGGUGUUGGCACGUGAAAGCUUAUUUUGCUGGUCUCCCAAUUCUCCACUUGACCCUCAAUGUGGUUAACAAAUGUCUGCGUUGCGUCGCAGUGGCUCAUGGCCUCAUGAGUGAAACCCUCCUUGGGAGGAAAUUUGGGGGGGAAUUAGCUGAAUCCUUUGACUGCCAAAAGACACAUGUUAGUAGUCAGUGCUCCAUCCCAUGUUGCACUCGACACUUGCCAUGUGGGUAACCUUGUUAUAUGACGGGUCCAAAGGGUGGCCCCCAUCCUGGUCUCUUGCUGUAUCACCCUGUGCAUUGGCUGUGGUCCUGUAGACAACGUAAUGCUUUUCAUGACAGUAUUUGUAUUUUUUUAAAUGUGAAUGGGGAGAUAGUGUGCAGGUCCUUGUCUCACAGGGAUGCGUGUCUUCCAUUCAGAUCAGGGUUUCCCCUGGUUUCGUCAGACAUCUUUGAGAUGUUCUUGAGAAAAAUAAAUAAAUAAAUAAAGUGAAUCAGAUGUAUUUAUAAGGGAAACAAAAACCUGCUGCUCCAAUGCCUUUGUAGGAGUAUUUUUAACAAAACAUUUUUUCAAAAUAAAUGUGAAUUGUAAAGUUUGAA